Pocillopora meandrina is the source of this 9652-nucleotide messenger RNA. The record is from the annotation of a GenBank genome assembly. Lineage: Eukaryota; Metazoa; Cnidaria; Anthozoa; Scleractinia; Pocilloporidae.
UAGUGUAUAGCAGAGGAGAGAGUUUGGUAUCGAGAGUUGAUCCUCCCAGUGGCCUUGGUCAAAAAAUGGCGGUAAGCUUGAACUGACUACAAUUUGUUUCAUUUGAAGAAAUUUUUGCUUGUGGCAGAAAAACAAUUUCUGUAAUUUCAAAAAGCAGUUUCGAAUCUCUAGUAAGGCAUAGCGAUAUGGGAAUUUUAUGAAGGGGUUGUGUCUUUGUGAUCCAUCAGUGUGGUUGACUGGUAAUGAAAGCUACAAAACCAAUAGUUGUUAAUUCUUACGUGUGCUGAAAGAAUGAACAUCAAACCUUCCUCAGUCUUCCGGCAUUCUUAGCGUCACAAGAAGCAGUCUUGGUGUUAUGAUAUAUGUGUCUCGUUCAGUUAACUAUCAUCAUUUUUUUUGUGUGUGUGUGAUCCAGCUAUUUUCAACGUCGGCCAUUUAUUUGUAUAUCCUUUUUCGAUGUUUGAUAAAAUGUCGUGGACAGAAAUACCUGAGAAACAAGUUUCUUUAUAUUGAAUUGUUUACGCUUUGUACCUACUGACAGGAAUUCCAGAAAGAGAGCGGUGAACUGAGAACAGGUAUGGCACCUUUAUCGCCCCGACACUGCUUGUCCAGAGUUCAAAAUAAUUUUUCAGCUUUUAGCUUGGAUUUGUAGGCUUUUGUCUAGGCUCUUUUUUUCCCCAGCUGUCAAUAAGAAAUUUGCGUGUAUUGCUGAAACGGGACCCGUUGCCUAGCAAUGACUAAAAUCUUCCUGAAUCAAAAUUUACUCUUUCCAUUGAGAAACCUUUCUUGUUUAAGAAAUAUGUAUGUAUAUGGUGUACAUAUAGUAUACGUUAAAUUGCUAAAAUAAUUUCAGCAUUAGAAUCUCUUCCGUGUUUGUUCAAGCGUGAAAUAUACAACUUUGUUCGGACAAAUUGUCGCGCUUCUCCAUUCACGCUAUAGGAAAUUCGUACAGUCAAGUACUGACUUCUAUUUGAACGAGCGAGAAGGCUUUGCAAACGACACUAAACAGGAUUUGGCGGAGAAUAAAUCUUGACUAAAGGUAGUAUGUACGUGCAGAGACACAAACACGGUAAUGUGACGGUGUGGUCACAAACUUGCAUGUUUCACGCUUGAGCUGAAUACUGUGGACUAAAAUACCCUCUGUUGUACGCUUCAAAUUUCGAAACUUUAUACUCAUUUACGUUUCCAAAAAGCUUUUGAAACAUUUCUUGGCUACUUUCCUACCUGAUAUGAAAUGUUCACCAUAACAUGACGGCGACUUUUACUUCAGUUAGAAGAUCGGUAAGCAAAAUAAUUUCUAUAAAAUUUUAGUUCUUCGGUGAAAAAUCGCUAACAAGUGUGCUAAAAGUUCCGGCUGCCGGCGGCAGCCGACUGUUAUUUUGAACCCUGCUUGUCAUUGUCACAGUCAUGUGGAAGGAAGACCCAGCAAUUGCAAAGGGAUCACACAUGUAUUCAAUGUAACUUUAUGUGCUUGAUUUUAUUAAAAACUAUGUUUAGCAAAACCGGUUAGGUUAACACUUAUUAUCAUAUUAUAAACUAGAUGGAAGCCUGUGUAGUACCACGAAUAGUUUUUUCUCGCAUUAAAAGUGUAAGUUUGCUGACUGGCAUUGAAUCGCUGGAAUAUUGCCCUCUAUCAUAGUGACGGAUGAUAGUCAAUUUUCCUUUCAUCAUUCUGAGAUGUGGUGUAUAAAUUUUUUUCUUAACACUCAUUAGUUAACUUUGUCUCAAGUGUAAUUUUUACGAAAAUGCACGAAGUCAAGUCAUGGCAAUCGAUUGUAGAGUAGGUUAGCAAUACAUUGCAACGGUGAGACAAACUGACUUUAUUCAUUCCUUAGGGGCUGUUUCGCAGAGGACUGGUGAUAAAACUGCAAGAGCGAUCCCUCUCUGUCUUCCUAACAAUUAUCAGUGGGAUUCUAAGACUUGUCGAUGCGUUAAAACCAAUGAAGUUCGUUCUUCAUUGUAUGUAGUUGAAGAGGCACUUGAGGAGCUGAGGAAAGUCAAAGGUAUAGGCCUAUGCUUUGUCCUGAGAAACAGGAAAUGAAAAAUUCUGUGUGGUAGAUAUCCAGUUCAGAUGCACUGUUGUCAUGCGUAACAAUGAAAUAAAUGAUGGACAGUGUAGACGAUUUUCAUAACUGUGUAGCCUAACUAGCGCUAUCCUUCCAUGUACGUGUAAGCCAGGCCUCGUCAACAUGAAUGGAAUGAAUUUAGUACCAUUUUAAAUUGAGACUCAAGGGGCUUACUCAAAUGAAAGAGGUCUAUUCUAUUAAGUAAAGUAAUACUGUAAGCUCAGUAGGUCGCCAGUUCCUUAAAAAAAUCAAUCACAAAACCUCAUGACUAAAUGAAAAUAAGAAAAAACAAACGAGAGAAAGCGAAACGAAACGAAAGGACAAGGAGAAAAUACGCAAAAACUGUUGUGAAGUUUAUCAUUGACUUGCAUGAAGAUUUGAAGCGCAUCAGGCCGCGCUCUAUUUGAUGAUUUAAGGGAACGAUUGUACUGCAAAAAGAAGUUGAAACAAGAGCUACCAUGUGCGUGUCUGUUUAUUGUUUAUUUCACUUCAGUGUGAAUUUGAAGCCUAAUGUGGUAUAGUAAUGGCAAUUAAAUUAAAGUUUUCACCUUCCUCUGUAUAACAGGCCCAGUGUGCACCGUUGCUGUCUCUGGUCCUUUACGGAAAGGAAAGUCUUACAUUUUGAGUGAGGCUUUUGAUCAACCAGAGGUAUUCCCUCUUGGACACGAAUUUGAUCCGGAGACCAUGGGAAUCUGGAUAUGGAUCGUGCCAGAGAAAUAUAAGGUGUGAAACUUAGACUUUGGAAAUUUAUUCCAUAUAAGCCACAGUAAUAUUUCAAAUUAUUAAGUGAUAGGAGAUCGAAUCUCCCAUAUUGUAUGUCAAAUGACGUGACUCACGAUUUUAUUUUGCUUAAAUACCGCUCAUACGUUUGCUUGCAAGCGCCUUUGAUAUUAAUAAGGAGGAAGUAUCAGACGUUCUAAGGGGUUUUUGGGAUCUGCAAUGAUGACAAUUAGCAUAUGGCAAGUACUAGCAUAGUUAUUAUCUUAUUCUCGUGACUGUGCACGAUAGACCUGUUGAAAAGCUAGAAAGCUUUGAAACGUUAAAGCGUGCCACAGAUUAAUGUGAUAUAUGGCAUCGCUCCCUCUCUUUUCCUUUUUUUUUAGAAUUGAUAUACAGACGUGCUCAAAGAAAAUGUGGAGUGAAAGUGAUAUCUAAAAAACUUGAAAUCUGAUAUUUGGCCCCUCCCCCUCGCCCCCGUGUUUUAUCCCUCAUUGUUACGCAAAACACUCGACGGUUCCGCUUGCGUGUUUCUGAUAACAAAAACUAAAUGAGCCUCAUAGACUGGCGCAAACAGUAGUAUUUUCUUGAAAUUGCCUAAUUGCAAAGUGUAUGACAGCAUUAGUGUACCGAGAACUCAUGGACAGAGCACAGACUGAGUCCCAGCGAGAUUUUGGAACCGAGCCAGACUGGUCUUGAUCUCUGAAGUUUCUAUCAUCAUAGGAGACAAACAUCCUGUGUGGUCGAAAGCGUUCUGCUGAACGAAUGUGGGAAAUAUGGUAAAUUUUGAGCUCAGUAUUCUGACGCUUUCUAGACUUAAGGCACCGGUCAUUACUUAUCGCCUGAGGUGGGGGGAAGAAGGAUUUUUUAUUACCUUACCCGAUCCCCCCAUAAGGCUAUGUGAUAUUCUCGACCCUCCACAUUUUCAACUGCAGUAAAUAUUCUAUAUGCCCCCUUUAUACUCAUUUGGCAACUACUGAUCCUCGAUCCGUUCCCACUUAAAACCAAGUGAUACCUAAAAAUUCUUCACCCAUCCCCAGGCGAAAUAAACGAAUAAUGAAUAGUGACUGGUCUCUUACCUUAUUUAGGACUUAAGUGGCCAAGACGUCACAGUGGUGCUGUUGGAUUCAGAGGGUGUUGACGCUGCUCUCAAUAAAGGUCGUGACGACUAUCAGAUAUUUACUUUAACCGUUCUGUUGGCUUCCGUGCUUAUUUAUAACUCAAGUGGUGUUCCCACAAGGCGUGAUCUCGAUAGUUUGCAGUAUCCUUGCCAUAUCAAUCACAUUUUGUAACAUGACCUCAACGGUUGCCAGUAGUGUUACGUGAAUAAUAGAGGAAUAAUAAUAAAGGAAUGCUCUUCCCAAGAAGAAACGUAGAGAUGAAGAGAUUGAAAGGUGAAAAUGUUCAAAAUUUGAUUUAGGCUCCUUACGGGUUACGACAAAUAAAAUAUGACUUUGAUUACUUUGGUCCCAAUCAAUACUUCUGGAUUUUCUUUAAUGUCGAUUUAGCUUUAUCUCUAAGCUGUCUGAACGAAUCCAUGCAAGAUCUAACUGGAAAGAGACUGAUAAGAAAAAAGAAGAAGAGUUCUUACACAGAACGUUUCCUUUCUUUAUUUGGUUGCUGAGAGAUGAAGUGCUCUCCAUUCCACGCGACUGCAAAGACAUCAAGGAUUACUUCUUGAAAAAGGUUAGAAUCCAAAACAAGGUCGAGACGCCGUCUCAAAAGGUCGCAAAUGAAAGGGAUACUAAAGCCAAAUAAAUGAUUCUUUACACAGGUUUUCCGUCAGAAUGCUCCCCGAAGUAGGAGUGAUGUACCAGAUGUAGCCGAAGGCAUCUUGAAGUUCUUUCCUGGUUUUAAUGCGUUUGCCCUAUCCCCUCCUUCAACUGAUCCAAAUGUGUUAAACAAUCCUAACACGAAAAAGGAUCAAUUACAGCCUCAAUUUUUGAGUGAAUUAGAGCAGUUUAAGAAGAUGAUAAAGUCCAUGCUAGUCCCAAAACAAAGCAGCACUAAAGGAGAGCUUGUAACUGGAGAAGGUACUUGUUCUUGUUUAUAUUUGAGUUUUCUACUUUCUCAAUCUCUUGCCCGCAUAAACACAGGAAACUCAAACUCGAACGAAAUCUGUCAAUUGGCCUCCUUCUGUGGUAUGUAAGCUCAAACGAUACAGUGGAAAGUACGAUUUUAUGAACUUUUUCUUCUUCAACGUUCUUUUAAAAUUGCUCAAAAAAUACAAAUUUAAGGUGAAGGAAAUCUCACAAAUUACUCCCUUUGGAUGCAAAAUGUUAAGCUUUCUUAUUGGAACUUUUAUGUAAUAUUAAUAGGUGUAAGUCUAUGGUGUGUCUGUUUGUACUCAAAUGCAGCAAUGCAGCCACUGAUAAUACCUCUGAAUAUAUAUAUUCUAUCCUCUCGGUCUCAGUUCCUAAUUUGCUUAUACUUUUAUGUUUUUUUUUAGCUUUCACUUUAAACCAAAUUCCUUUGAUGCCAAUACUACCCAAUGCUAUCUUACCUUUGCUUCCUUUCACGACGUUAAGACUGUAAAUCUUGUCAGACUGUGCAAACUUAAAGGAGCAUCACAGUACUGAAUACUGAGAACUGAAUACUGAGUACUAAGUGUUUGUUGUUUCAUAGGUCUUGCCGCCCUGGUCACCCAUUACGUUUAUAGUACCAUCAACACUCCUGAUGUGGUUCCAAACGUUCAGGUCGCGUGGGAUCUGUUUGUUAAAGACAAGUGUUCAGACACCAUAAAGAAAUGUCAACAGAAAUAUAACGAGCUUAUGGACUUAAAACUGCCAUGUGAUAAUGCUGAGAUACAUUUGUGUCACGAAUCCGCAAUGGAGGAAACUAAAGAUCUGUUCAUGGCGGAAAUGUCUGGCAUUUCAACAACCACAGUGGAGAAGCAACUGAGGGAACUGAAGGUGACACCCUUAAGCAGUAGCUAAGACACUGAUUUUCGAAGGCCAUUUAUUUUGCCUUCUUCUUCACAAAGAUGAUCCAUACUGUAAGUCUCUGCCUUGGGGAGACGGUUUCGAAUAGUAAAUUCAUAGCUGAAGGGAGUAAGCUGAUACAACAUCAGUAAUUAGUAGUACUCAAAGGGACUAGUCGCAUGAUAUUAGCUGCAAGAACUUGUUGUAGAGACUUUUUUGGUAAUCAGUGUUUACUGACCAUUCUAGGCUCUUUUGUUCUCCUGGUAAACCGAUGGUGAAUUAAUACACUCAUUAAAGGAAGCAAGAUAUUAAUUUUGUUUGAAAGAAAGAGGUAUCCUCUACGUUUCUUCGCAAUUUAAUAUCUUUUAGGAUGCUUGAUAAAAUUAUCUUCGAUUGAAUUGGUUUUUUUUCUUUCUAUAAUUUCAAUUUUAGAGUUUUUUCAAGAAAAGGUUGAACGAAUGGAAGACUGAGAAUUCAAGGUUAACAAGACAAUUCUGUGAUGAUCUUCUGUUACAACUAAAAACAAAACACCUAGAUCCGGUCAUUGAGCAGCUUCAAGGAAGAGAAAGUUUAGAUUCAUUCGAUGACAUGCUGCACGUUUAUCGACAAAUCAAAGAUGACUACGAAGCAAGCGCAUUGGGUGCUAAAGAUGCCAUUGCUGAGGCGUUCUCCGACUUUCAUUCCGUAAGAAGUCCUUAUCUUAUUCUGAUCGUUCUCCAGAUAUUUAAGAUUGAUCCCUAAGUUUAUAUGUUAAACAUAGAAACUCCCAUUGGUCACCAGUUACUCAGCACUGCUUCACCAUCGUUACUUUCAAAUGGAUAAGCUUGAAAAAUGAUGUUCUGUACAUGUUUGACCUAUAAUUAAAACUCCGUGGAAAUUCUCACGAUAUUUCCAUACUCUUUUACAGAAACUAGCUGCGGAUACAAAACAAUACCGUGAUAAACUGAAACAACUGAAAGAUUUUGACCAGAGAGCCGCGAGGGAAAUAGCAGCAGCAGUUUUCAUAGAGCGGGAAAGGAUACGGCUUGAGGUACGUUGUGCACACACAAGAAUGGAAAUGUGGUUAUUAAAAAAAACUUCUUGGACAGAUUAAAGACUGAACGACAUAAGAGACUGACAUGACGGUAAGUUCGUCAAUCUCGGUAUUGGUGAAAGGUUUUGGAGUUAAGUUAUCCACGUAUAAAUGCGGUACGUUUCCAUGACACUUAAAUCUGAAUGGAUACCAAUUAUGCUUUUAUGUUCAUUCUGGAGGUAUCCUGGAUUGCCUUUUCGUAGUUUAUUCAUGAGUCGAACGAUAAGGUAUCCAAAGCUGCCUACUUUGUGUUAUGUUUUUCAGGAAGUCAACGCUGGUUUGCAGCAGGAAAAUCGAACAAUGGAAAAGGAGGUAUUCAUCUUCGUUAGAUUUCCUAGUUCCUUUGAGAAAGAUGGAAGAAAACAAUCGAUGUCACAACCUACAAAAUAACGAACGCUCCCAGUUUUCACUUUCAACUUUGGACAAUAGCAAUACACCUUUUUCUCCCUAAUGAAAUAGUCUCAUUUCAUCAUUGCAUAGUAAUGAGGAGGGUUGAAUUUCGCCAAGAGCAAUGUUUUUCAACGCUUUUGAGUUAAGCUAAAUUGUUUCCUUUAUUUGUUUUCGUUGUGCAUUCAGAAAUACGAUAGUCUUUGUUUCUGUUCUGUUAAGAUGCAAAUGCUGAUUGCCAGAUCAGAAAAGGAGAAAGCUGGGCUGCUAUUGCUAAAGGAAGAAAUGAUGAAAAAGGAGCGCGAACAAUCGCAGAAUAUGCAGCAGGCAGGCCUGAUAGAAGCCCAGCAGCAAAGGGAAACCUACAUCAAAGAAAACCAAGCCCUUGGCGAGCGGCUACUGGAGGUGCAAAAUGAAAACGAGGAACAAAUGAAAGUGAUGAAGAGCAUUUCAGAAAUGAUCGUUGUACACCAAAGGGAGAAAGAGCAGCUUCUUGAUCAAAGGGAGACACUUUCACCAGAAGAGUUAACAGAGUCAAUGAAGGAGCUAGAAAGAAGGCAAUCAGAAGAAGUAAAUGCACUACUGAUAGAGAUGGAAGCUCGUGUGGGUGGCAUCAAAUCAAGCGGCGGGGAAUACUUCAACACCACACUGAAAGACGACGAGGAUCUGCCAGACAUGAUGACUUCGAGGGCACAAAUCGCCCGGGAUCUACACCAAAGGUUGGCAGAAAACGAAAGAAAUCAAAGGGAUCUUACAACGGGUGAAAUCCUGAAGCAAGUCCUCAAGUUUAUGGGAGAUGUUGCACCAGUGGUUGGCAAAGUAGUAGCUCUUCAUCCAACGUGUUCACCUUAUGCUAUGCCAGUGGCCUCAGCCGUGGUAAGCAUUGCCGAAGCUGCGCAGUCUCUUGACUGCAGUAUCAUGUAACUAUUAUCUCCAAGAGAUUUCUUGAAUACGCUUGCAGAAACAGAACGUGGACUAGAAGUUAAAUGAUACGAAACUGUAUUUGGGAUUUCAUUAAAGUAACCAGUGAAAAUUAUAUAGGAUUAAAACUUUUUAGGGUUUUGCAAAAAAAAUUAAUGAUUUUGAUCAAGGAUGACGAUAACAUGAUGCCUAAAUCGUGUCUUCAAUUCUCAUUUCGUCAAUUCCUCUUUGUGUUGACCGCUGUUCUUGCCCUCCACCCCCCUUUCCCCUAUUCCUACCCUAGGCCCCAGUUAUUCGAGGGGUAGGUAACUCUCUCCACUAGAUAAAUCUCUUUCCGGUGGAUAGUGCAGUAAGUUUUGUUAACUCUUAUCCACUGGAAAUCGUGAUCGAUUUAUCAGUUGGAUAGCGUUAUUCACUCAGGUGUUUAAACAAGAUUAGAUAAGACUCUGUAAGCUGAAGAAGAGUUCCUCUUGUGAUUUGAAAAAUGAGAAGAGGAAUUAUGCAUAUUUGCAUUAUGUAUGAAAAAUAUUUUCUUAAUAGACAUUCUGAACAAUCAUAUCUCCUGCAGGUCAAUGAAAACGCACAUCUAGUAAGCUCAUGAACUUAUCAAAAUUCAAAAGGCCAUAGAAUAUCAACACAUGAACUUAUCAAAAUUUCUGUUGCAAAAGUCGUAAUCUGGUUGCAAUCUGUGGCAAGCCUUCAGCCUCGUUAAGAGCAGUUUCAGCUCUCAAUCCUUGUAAUGCUUGCUGAAAAAAAAUUAUCUGCGUGGAAUUUAUUUGUGUAUAUUGGAUAACCCUUCGAUCAACUGGCGUUGAAGCGUUUGAGGGAAGUUCAUUCUUGUGGCCUGUCUGCUGGGUCGGUGGGAAUGUGUGUGCCUUCCAUGCUCAGUGGGUUACUCUGAUAUAGCUCUGAUUGGUCAAUUGGCUGCCUUUCAAAACUUUUUUAGAGAAAAAAAUUAAAAUAUUUUGGUUCCAUAAAUUUGCCAAAAAUUUUGCUUUAUUAUUGAUUGUAAUUUGACCAAAUACUAUUUGAACAACCAGUGAAUUUCAUAUUUUUUCUAUUUAGCACUUUUAAGAUAAAAUGUUUAAGGUCUUAGGUUUUUAUUUUUACUGAAUGUAGUGUUUGUAUGAUCAGUUCUAAGUUAAAGAUUCAAAAUUCAGUAUUAUUCAUUUAUUCAUGUUUGAAUACAGCAAUUUUAAUAACUGUAUUUUCAAAUCAUAUAAUUCCAUUAGAAAAUAAGACCUUUUUUUAACUAACUAGCUAACUAACUUUUUGGCACUGGAGCAGCUUCAAAGAAUGAUUCUUUAAUAAAUAACUGUCAGAUCAGUGAAAAAAAAACCUGAGUCCUUUUGUAAAUAAAAAAAGGCCUUAUUUAAUUAUAUUUAGGCUUUUUAUGCUCACAAAGUUUGUUUUCAGGCCAGUUAACUGUACAUUGUCUAUGAUAUACAUGUCUAAUUUCACCUAACUUUGUAUAUUUACAAGCGUGACAUUCUUCAAGCUGUCACAGCGGUUACCACUGAUAAACUUUCAUGAUCAUAAGCCUUCUUUCAACUCAUGCUUUAGGCAGA